AUGGGAGAGAACAGGAAAAGGGCGCUCCGUGCGGCCCGAGUAGUACAAACAAACAUCCAGGAACUUAUCCAACGCUCGAGAUACAUGGAACAAAUCCUAAAGCACAAAAUCGAGGGAAUUGCACUGGAUACCCAGAGUUUAGCCCGGUUGGCCGAAGACCUAAGCCGUCGUCGAGCGAACGACACGGUCCCUGGCCCGGAGCCCGAUGAGGCUGAUGAUGGCCUGGAGAUCCAGGAAGGGUGCACGCUUGAUCCAGUGGGGAAUACUACCACACGUAGGCACCCACUGUCUUGGUUUAGGGAACAUCAUGCUUAUGGCGAGACAGACUUCUCGGGUGAAUUCUCAUACUGGAAUUUCUCAAUGCGCAUUAAACAACACAUUGAAGAUCAAAUGCACAGCUCAAUGGUGUCGACCGACGACCUGGUCCGAAUUUCUGGAUACUGGCGGGCCCAGCAACUCGACGCUAGCCAUAGUCAUAUGGCAACUGCGAUUCUCUCUUGUCCACCCGAGAAGAUAGCAAGAUUCUUGGCCACGGUCUUCUUCAAAUACACCGAGUCCCAUUAUCCCAUCGUUGACAAGGAGUGGGUCUUUGAUCGCAUUAAGAUUCUAUAUACAGAUUCCACAAGACUCUACGAACGAGGCGGCGAAUCCACAAUAGCGAUCCUCCUGACUGUGUUUGCUGUCGGGACUCAAUAUGCACAUCUUGAGUCCCCCGAGCCCGUCAGGCAUCAAGCACCCGAUUUCUCGGAGGAAAAGAUUGGGGCCACCUUUUAUCGCAAUGCGGUUCGUCUCCUACCAGAGAUUAUCGAAAUAUCGUCACUCGAAAGCGUCCAGGCCUGUCUGUUGUUCGGACUAUAUGCGCUCCCAGUCGAUGCAUCCGGGCUGGGAUAUAUCUACAUAAAUCUUUCGAUUCGACUUGCCAUGCAAAACGGCAUGCACCGGAAGUGUCAUGGAAGUGCCUUCAGCCCCGAAAUGGCUGAGACUAGGAACCGAGUCUGGUGGUCAGCGUACAUGCUCGAAAGGUGGGCGAGUCCGCAAGUUGAACAAUACAAUUGUCUUCUGAUGCAGGAUACAGAAAGAUCUCCAUAUUUCACGGUCGCCCCCUUAUCUGUCCAUAGAUCGGACAUCGACGCAGAGCUACCCAAAUGCGAGACCGGCGAUGAGGACCAGCCGCUGCGACAUAUCGCGCGGGCCAUUGCUUCCCUUCAGCUCAUUUACUUCCUUGAAGACUUUUUCAAUCAGAUUGCUACAGAAGAGAAGUUCGCAGUUGUCCCAGAGAACAGCGACGGCAUGCUAUAG
Messenger RNA from Aspergillus terreus NIH2624, 1299 nucleotides. Its product is annotated as fungal specific transcription factor domain-containing protein. The coding region runs from base 1 to 1299 and encodes 432 amino acids. Gene Ontology annotation, biological process: DNA-templated transcription. NCBI's taxonomy places the organism in Eukaryota, Fungi, Ascomycota, Eurotiomycetes, Eurotiales, Aspergillaceae. Gene Ontology annotation, molecular function: DNA binding; zinc ion binding. The record is from RefSeq and is a predicted model, not a curated record. The transcript has 4 exons.